Coturnix japonica (Japanese quail) is the source of this 1214-nucleotide messenger RNA. RefSeq names its product kynureninase (gene KYNU). Gene Ontology annotation, biological process: NAD+ biosynthetic process. Gene Ontology annotation, cellular component: cytoplasm. NCBI's taxonomy places the organism in Eukaryota, Metazoa, Chordata, Aves, Galliformes, Phasianidae. The record is from RefSeq and is a predicted model, not a curated record. Gene Ontology annotation, molecular function: pyridoxal phosphate binding; kynureninase activity.
AGAGCUAUUAAGUAAGGAUUCGUUGUCUGCUCAUGUCAGCACUGUCUUGGGUAGAAAGACUAUAUUCUGCAUUUAUUGGAGGAAAUAAAGAUCUCAGAACAAUAUUCAAGAGGGUCCAGAGUACUACUCAGACCUAUACAAGGCUGCAGAUGCUACCAGUACCACAGUAGAGGAACUGGGAUCCAGGAUCUGCUGCACAGCUGUGGAGGAGCUGGGAAGUGGUUCCUACUGUGUCUUCAGGAGGUGAUCAGUUGGUGAAAUUGAAUGACCUGAAAAUGGAUCCAUCUUCUACUGCGCUACCAGCAACCCUUAUAGAGCAAGCUGCCUCGCGGCUGGGAUGCAGCCCAGCAGACAAGAAACUCGCUUUUCACUUAGAUGAAGAAGACAAGUUAAAGCAUCUUCGUGAAUGUUUCCAUAUCCCAAAAGUCAAGGAUCUGCCUCCAACUGACCUGACCCUGGUGAACGGAGAGGAGAGCUGCAUAUACUUUGUUGGCAAUUCUCUGGGACUUCAGCCAAAAAAAGUUAAAACUUACCUGGAUGAAGAACUGGACAAGUGGGCUCGAACAGGGGUUCAUGGCCACUUCAACGGGCAGCGCCCAUGGGCACUGGCGGAUGAAUGUCUUGUGGACCUGAUGGCUGAACUGGUGGGUGCCCAAAGACAUGAGGUCGCCAUAAUGAAUGGACUAACUGUGAACUUGCACCUUCUGAUGCUAUCUUUCUUUAAGCCUACUCCAAGACGCUAUAAAAUUCUUCUAGAAGCCAAAGCCUUUCCCUCUGACCAUUAUGCUGUGGAGUCCCAGCUUCGAUUUCAUGGACUUGAUGUGGAGAAAAGCAUGCUCUUGAUUCGGCCACGGGAGGGGGAGGAGACCUUGAGGAUUGAAGAUAUUCUUGCUGUGAUUGAGGAGGAAGGGGACUCUAUUGCUGUCAUUCUGUUCAGUGGGGUGCAGUACUACACAGGCCAGCUGUUUGACAUCCCUAGAAUAACAAAAGCUGGCCAGAAAAAGGGUUGCUUUGUUGGAUUUGACCUGGCUCAUGCUGUUGGGAACGUAGAGCUCAGUUUGCAUGACUGGGGAGUGGAUUUUGCCUGCUGGUGCACCUACAAGUAUUUAAAUUCUGGAGCAGGAGGCCUCGCUGCUGCCUACAUUCACGAGAAGCAUUCCCAGAGCAUUCGACCAGCGUAAGUGUAUUUCUGUACUUAAAUAAAAGGAGCUGUG